CAUCAUUACGGUAGUUAUUCAGGUCUGAAAUACAGCAUCUUUAAAGUUCACUUGUCCGUGUCAUCUUGUGACUCGGCUUGGAUCCUCCCACUAGGGAUACGGACUAUUUAUACUGCUCACAGCAUCCCGAGCCUUCUAGAGACACGCAAAUCUGAAAAGCAGAGAAUCUGAAGAGAUUUUUCACUUAGAGUGCCAGCUCAGAUUCUGGCUGCUACCAUAAUGCCCCUGCUGGAAGAAAGUUCCCUUCCGAGGGACUAUACUCGAACUGUGCCAGUUGUCAUCAUUGGUAAUGGUCCCUCUGGUAUAUGCUUGUCAUACCUUCUGAGUGGAUAUACUCCUUAUUUGGAUCCAGUGGCUGUGCACCCAAACCCCAUCCUCUUUCGUAAACUUCAAGAAUCCAAGCAGCUUCCCAUAACUGAACAGAAUUUGGAGCAACUCUCUGAGGGUUUAGAGGGGCGUUCAGGAAACACUUUGGCUGUGCUUUUCGACACACUCCUUCAUCCAAAUGCAGAUCUGGGCUUUGAGUUCCCGUCUGUACUGCAGUGGAGACUGGAAAAGAAACACCACAUUCCUCAUCUGGUUUUGGGCAAAGCCACACAUGGUGGUGCCUGGCACGCAAUGGACGGUUCAAUGCUGACAAUUAGUCUUGGGAUAUGGAUGGAGUUACCAGGUGUUAACUACAGAGAUUUAUCCCCUGGCAAGAGGAGGGGGGUAUCCAAUGAUCGAGCCACUCCAGAGGAGAUCUCUUCUUACUACAAAAACUAUGUCAAGCUCAUGGGCCUCCAGAAGAACUUUGUGGAAAAUACCUAUGUGACCUCUGUUCAGAAACUCCACCGCAGUCAUGAAAACAGUUUUGGGAAUGAAAAAGGCACUAUAAAUAGUCAGAUCAAUUGUGUGAAAAAUGGGUUUGAUUACUGCCAUAAGAAUGGCACUGAGAACGGUCAGAAUGGAGUGGUGAACAGUUUUAGUAAUGAGUUCAAAAAUGGAAUGGCGAAUAAUAGUAGAAUGGGUGAGAUUGAAGAGGAACAGGAUGAAAAUAAAAGAAGAAAAGAAGGAGUGAAAGAGAGUAUUGGGGUUUCCCAAGGGCUUUCACAGGGACUCUGGGAGGUCAGGGGCUACCAACUGUUCCAAGGUGACACUCAUGUCCCUUUUAGCCUAUAUGCUGAGAAUGUUGUCUUGGCAACAGGGGCAUCUGACAUGCCAGCUCGAUUAGGAGUAGAAGGGGAAGAUCUUCCUUUCGUGUUUCACAACGUUCGUGACCUCAGUGUUGCUGUCAGCUGCCACGGCAGCCUGGGCCCUUUUUCUGAGCCUGUGCUGGUAGUGGGGGCAGGGCUUAGCGCAGCCGAUGCAGUGCUGUGUGCUCUGAACCACGGUGUUUCUGUAUUGCAUGCCUUCCGUAAGCAUGCCGAUGACCCAGGUCUCAUCUUCAAACAGCUGCCAAAAACACUUUACCCAGAAUAUCACAGAGUCUAUCACAUGAUGUGCUCCCAGGCUUACCCAACAUCACCUGUUACUAAUCCCUCAGCCCCUAGUCCAUCUCUGUUUCCAGAUUACACCAGCUUCCCUGAGCAUUGUGUGCUCUCUUUUCAGCCUGACAUGCACUGUGUGAUGAGGGGACCCAAAGGUGUUCUGAGAGCUUUCAAAGUCUCUAUGGUGCUAGUUCUGAUCGGCACCUAUCCCAACCUAUUUUAUUUGAAGGAACAAGGGCAGUACCUCAGCUUGGAUCCCAGUAGGCCAAUCUCUUGCAGACAAAAUCCCAUUGACAUAAAUCCUUAUACCUUUGAGUGCAAUGCUGAGCCUGGGCUCUUUGCCAUGGGUCCCCUUGUUGGUGACAACUUUGUACGCUUCUUGAAAGGUGGUGCUCUUGGUAUUGCUAGCUGUCUGCUCAGGAGAAUGAAACAGAGGAUGAAGAAGAACAGGAAAUUGAUUGCCGAGGAUGGAGGGUGUGGAGAACGGGAAAGAGAAGGCAGUGGGGGAGAAGGAGGAUUUGUCUAAUGGUCCUAGAGAAGGUCAUGAUGGGAGGAGCCUUGGGAAACAUCUCCUUUUUAUAUGCAUGCUGUGAAUACAUUUAAUGUUCAACUUUCUUACCACAUAUAAAAGAAAGUACAUUGUUAAAAAUGAGCAGAUGCUAGUAGACAAAAUUGUGUCUUAGGCUGACUUCUUACAAAAAGGCUUUCACAGGUGAGGAAUAGUGUGCCAAUAUUUUAAGUGUACAUUUUUUAUUCUACACGAAAUUAUGCUUUACCGCUUAUUGUUGCAUAUACUGUAAGUUGCCUUGGUGUUACUUGUCAUUAGUUAUCUGCUCUUGCAGAAAUUAUAUGAUAGACAGCAAAUUUAACAUUCUUGAUUACAGUGCAUAAGUCAAGGAGGCUCAAGGCUAGGGUGUACUUUGCUUUUCCGCUUGCCACUACGUCUCGUGCAUGGUCCGGUGUUUUAGCUUUUCAAAGUGGACUAGUUUGACCACAAGCCCCAAUGGACAAGUUUGACACAUGCACACUACCACUGAUUUUUGAUACUUUUAAGUAUCACUCCAGGCACAAGCGCAGAUGACAUUCACAGACGUGUAUAUGUAUGCAAAACUUGAAAAACUGGGUUGCGCAUACUGUGCUGAUGACAAAGUUUAUGUCACAUGCAUUUAGUGUUUAUUUUUACAGUUUCAGUUUUACUCUGAUUAAAAUGGCAUAUAAUUUUAAUCAAUGAAAAUUAAAUCUUUUGGUUAAUGAUAAUGUGAAGAAUGUGUCAAAAUGUAACAGACCAAACUAAAAUUUCAAAACUUUUCUUAUUGAAACGUAUAAAACAAAAGAUGGGCUACAUACAAAAUACUGUAAAACUGUCCUUGUGAAAACAUGAGCUCCUGAAAUACUAGCAUGUAAUGAAUAUACUGAAUUAUUAGGCUAUCUACUCUUUAGAAGUUAGCUUACUCUGUAUUCAGAAUUCUUCUUGCUUUAGAGAUUGUUAUUAAUGUUUUGUGUUUAGCCAUUUUAGGAUAUUGCAUUGCGUGUAGUGUGUUUUUUAUGGCUACAGUAUAUUCCCAACACAUGUUACGAAUAUUAUGGUUAGCACGUAACUUAGUUCAAGUACACCUGUUCUGUUUACUCAUUUCAUUGUCUGUGCAGAUUUUAAUUUUAAUAUUACAUAGGUUGUAAAUUUAGUGAUUAAUCUCAUAUAUAUAAAUAGAAUGCGUUUGAGCCAGGUAAAUAACCCUUUUUAAAGCGUUUAACUCUCGCGGCUCGAGAGGGGACUCCUCAACAUACUGGAUUAUUGGAUUUAAGGAACAUUAUCUAAUAUCUUCAUCUAUAAAUAGAUGUUUAUUUUUGUUUAUAUCGCAGUAUUAUUUUUUCUUGUUUUUUUCGUCAACAGAUUGCUUUAAUAAAACUGUGUAAUUAUAGUCAAGA
Messenger RNA from Xyrauchen texanus (razorback sucker), 3395 nucleotides. RefSeq names its product oxidative stress induced growth inhibitor family member 2 (gene osgin2). The transcript is spliced from 6 exons. The record is from RefSeq and is a predicted model, not a curated record. Bases 220 to 1995 code for a protein of 591 amino acids. Gene Ontology annotation, molecular function: oxidoreductase activity. NCBI's taxonomy places the organism in Eukaryota, Metazoa, Chordata, Actinopteri, Cypriniformes, Catostomidae.